Messenger RNA from Clupea harengus (Atlantic herring), 989 nucleotides. RefSeq lists its product as uncharacterized. The record is from RefSeq and is a predicted model, not a curated record. NCBI's taxonomy places the organism in Eukaryota, Metazoa, Chordata, Actinopteri, Clupeiformes, Clupeidae. The coding region runs from base 222 to 803 and encodes 193 amino acids. The transcript is spliced from 4 exons.
AAAAUACUUAUAAAUAGAAGGGCAAGCCAUCAGGUGAGGGUGGGGGUGAGGGAUGGGAGUUGCCUCAUCUCCUAUCUGCUGAGGAAGUCCUGAUCAGGGUCUCAGUAUAGGGGUGUCCACGGUCAGCUACACCCACACCACCCAACAAGCAGCCGCACGGCUUCAAACACUCGUCACCGAUGGGCUUUCUGUGUGGCGUGUCAUUUUGAUGUGUUUAGAGGAUGGAUCCACGGAACUUAGGCUGCUCAGUGUCAAGCACAGCGCUUUUGUGUUGUCGCCAAUGUCCAAGAGAUCGGGACAGUUUCACCUGUCGUCCUUUGAGGCACGAAGAUGAGGACGACGAUGUGCUGUGGGCUGAGGAGAAUCCAAAUGGCUCUUACUACACAGAUGGUGAUGAAGCCACACAUCUAUACAGACAACGAUGCUGUCCUUGUGAAGGUGGUGGAGAAGCAUUUGGGUCUGUCCUUACAGACCCAUCAGACUUCCACAUUCACAGGGUGUUAGACGAAGAUCAGGAUGCUCCUGAAGUGUGGACUGGACAUAUAUUCCCCUACCGCGAGCACACUAGCAGCCAUGACGUACACCAUCAUCCUUAUCGCUAUUCAGAUAGAAGUGAGGAGAAUGGUUGUGCAUGUCUUUAUACGCCAACAGAAAGCUGUGAAGGUGUUGCAGAACAAUGGACUUGCUCACCUUUCCCUUGUCUCGGUGUGAGCAAGACACUGCUGGUUGGAGUUGAGGUGGACAUUGUUGAAGAAUUGGAAUUUGAAGACACUGAGGUAUUACAAGAGCCCAUCAGACUGUGAUUUCUGUGUUUCAGCCCAGACAUGUUGUCCCAGCAUGUUUUGACGGAGAGUACACUGACACAUGAAGACCAGCUGCUUCUUUAACGUACCUGUAUGAUCACUUUCUUAGUUUUUCAAAAAGGUUGUUUUGUCAGUUGUUGGUUGUGUAAGCAAUGUAAGGUGAUAUUAAAAUGAAUUGGACCUACA